Molecule: messenger RNA, 1770 nt
Organism: Symbiodinium natans
Lineage: Eukaryota; Dinophyceae; Suessiales; Symbiodiniaceae
Source: the annotation of a GenBank genome assembly
AUGGAGGCGCUGGCUCGAGGGAGCCACGCGAUCCUGCGUGACAAGGCAAACGAUCUGGGCCAUGAAGGUGGCAACGUCAAACUUCGUGUUGAGCAAGCCCGCAACCGCGACGCCGCCGCCUACUCCUUCAUGCGACACCUUCAUCAGGUGUCGGUGUCCGAGAUCGUGGAAGUUCUGGAACAAUGUUGGAAGCACCUGGUGAAGGACAUCCGCUCUGAGCAUGUUGCCCUUCUGUGCUUCUACCUCCUCAACGUCUUCGCCUUCAUGCUCGUCGAGUGGUGGCGGCUUUCCAUCGUCUGGGCGAUGCGUCCCUGGUUCGUGUUCCUCGUUUGGUACACCUGGGACGCCGUCUGCUGCUGGAAGGCCGUCAUGCGCCGACGCCUCCGGCGCUCCGAGCCCGGCAGCCCCUCAAACAAGCAUCGCCCAGAGCAGGGGCUCCGAGCCCGCAGCAGUCUUGGCCUACCCCAAGAGGAGGAGAUCGAGAAUCUGUCUGACUUGCUUGCAGCAAACAAGGACGGUGAACAUGCCAAGGAUCCCGACUCCCCCAGGAAGUUGCAGAAGAGGCGCGCAGCCGCGUCAGGUGUCUUGCCGCAAGUCAACGGCGACGGGAGUUUGGAGGAAGACAUUGCUCCCUUCUUGGACAUGGACCACGUUCACCUCACCUUUUGGUUCUUCCUAUGGGGCCGCAUCUUCAUUGGCUUGGGCGCAUGGGCCAGCAUGAUCUUCGGCGGCAAGGACACUCCGGGCAUCCUGCGCUAUGGGCUGAGGCGGGUCUUCAACGACCUCGGUGUUUGGCCGCAUCACGUCAAGAAUGCCAGGAGUUUGGCUGCAGAACUUCUCUUGGAGACCACUCUUUCCAUCUACGUGCGCGAGGUGGAAACGACAGGCAGCCUGACCGUUGCUCGCUUUGCCAUUCCGGACGUCCCACACUACACUCAGCAAGGCAAGUGCUUGCAGCAUGCCGAGCUGUUGGCGGAGGUGGACUUGACGGACAGAUCCGACCAAGUCCUCAUGCGGGCAACCUAUGGGGGGGCAGCCAUCCGGGCAGACGAGGCCCUGCUGAUGCUUCGAUUUUUUCAGUCUGAGGUUGGGACCCGGCUGCCGCCACCGCAGCACUCGACCAGCCGUGACGUGUCGCUGUUCGCUCUCGGGCAUGCCUUCAGCAACUGGGCUGCCAACCCAGAGAGUCCAGACCCGACCAUUCGGAAGUAUUCCAUUGGCACCAUCCUGUACAACUACUACGGCGUGAAUGCCUUUGCGAACUGGUGUGACCUUGGAAGCUGGCUGGGCUUUUGCAAUGUGGACGCAGAAUGCUUCCGAACCUUGAUCUCGUCCUGCUUGGUUCACGGCAUCCCCCCGCAUGCCGACAUCAAGAAGCUGAAGGACGUCACGGAAAAGCAAGAUCACAGCCGCCUCGUGAACUUCCUGCUUCCCGUGCGGUCGCGCUUCUUGUACCUCUUCCGGAAGCACCAGGCGGACUUCCCAGGGAUUGAUGGAGAGGCGCUCUUCCUGGCCACGGUCGUACACCCGCUGGACCAUUACAACCUGAUCACGAUGCAAAAAGCUCUGGACCAGGGGACGCUCAAGGAGGGUUAUGCGGAGGACCUGUUCGUGGUGAGGAUCACGUCGGAGAAGCUCUUUCUGACCUACCUUGUGAACGAUUUCAGCUUCUCCGGUUCGUCGCAUCCACUCUUCAAGGAUACCUACGACUUUGCCAAGCAGCGUGACCAACGGUUUGCUGAUGAGAUGGAGUGCUGCGUCCUGCGUUAG